Ichthyophthirius multifiliis is the source of this 1584-nucleotide messenger RNA. RefSeq names its product phosphofructokinase family protein, putative. Gene Ontology annotation, molecular function: 6-phosphofructokinase activity. The transcript is spliced from 8 exons. Gene Ontology annotation, biological process: glycolytic process; fructose 6-phosphate metabolic process. Lineage: Eukaryota; Ciliophora; Oligohymenophorea; Hymenostomatida. Gene Ontology annotation, cellular component: cytoplasm. The record is from RefSeq and is a predicted model, not a curated record.
AUGGAUAGAAAUCCAGGAUUAAUACUUACAGGAGCAUUAACAGUAGGUGUGUUAGCAGGAUUAUUAGCAGAAACAUUAGCAAAAAAACAUAAAAAAAAUAAUACAGAUAUCGAAGAAUAAAAUGUAGAUGAAAUAGAAGAUAAAAGAUAAACUGAUUUUGAUAUAAAAUAUAAAGUUUCUUCUAGGAGAAAAACAGAAUAUACAAAUAAUGAAAAUUAAUUGACACAAAUGCCUAGAUUAAAACUUUAAAAAAUAGACUAAAAAAAUUAUUUAAUUUAAGAAUUAAAAUUUUUAGAUUCUCCUUUAUGUGAAAUCGAAAAAGUUCAUAAUUUAAUAAUCGAUAGAGGACUUACUGAAAUAGAAACAAUAAUAUCGCCUAAAGCUAGUGAAUUAACCAAAUAAGCAUUUAUAUACAAAAACAGUUUUAUUUUAUAUAAAGUGGAAUAUGGCCCUACCUGUUUUAUUUAAUCUGCAAAAAGAUGGCUCAGAGCUGGUCCUCGUUAUAAUUUAUAUUUCAAAAGUACUGAAGUAAAGGCUUUAAUUGUAACAUGUGGCAGCAUAGUACCCGGUUUAAAUGUUAUUAUAAGGGAAUUAGUACACAAUCUAAUUGAUAUAUACGAAGUAACUGAAAUAUAUGGCGCGAAAUUUGGUUUUUCUGGCAUAAUAGAUGAAGAUUUUGUCGAAUUGAAUAAAAAUAAUGUCAAAAAUAUCCAUUAUAAUGGUGGUUCUAUACUAGGAGUAUCUCGUGGAGGAUUUAAUCUUUAAGGAAUAAUUACUUCUUUGCACAAAAAUAAAUUUAAUUAGGUAUAUAUAAUAGGAGGUGAUGGUAGUAUUAAAUGUGCGCAUUUAAUAUAGCAAUAAUUAUUGAAAAAGAAAAGCAAUAUUGCAGUUUGUAUAAUCCCUAAAAGUGUCUAAGGAAAUAUUCCUAUCGCUGAAGAAUAAAUGGGUUUCUAAACUACUGUAGAGGAAACUGCAAAAGCAGUAGAAGUAGCCUUUGUGGAAAGCUAAUCACAUGAAUAUGGGAUUGGAUUAGUAAGAGUUUUUGGAAGAAAUAGUGGUUUUGUGGCUUCGCAUGUAGCUGAAGCUACUGGAUGUGCAAAUGUUGUGCUUGUACCGGAAUUUUAAUGGGAUUUAUAUGGGGAUAAAGGUGUUUUGGAAUAUAUCAAGGAAUAAUUGGCAUAAAAAAAAAGAAUCAUAAUUAUUAUUAGUGAAGGAGCAGUUUAUAGUUUAAGAGAUGUUGAAAUUGGAAAUUAAGGAUUCGAUAAAUCAGGAAAUGCACUUUUUAUUAAUGUUGGAGAAUUCUUAAAAGAUGAAAUAGUUAAAUUUAUGAAAUAAAAUAAUUAACCUAUAACUAUUAAAUAUAUUGAUCCUUUUUAAAUGGCUAUGAAUGCUGUAAAUGGUUGUAUGGCUGGGUUUACAGGAUUUGCUGCUGUUAUAGUUCAUUCUAAAACUUGUUUAGUCCCUUUAAGUGAAAUGAUAUCAGGAUAAUAUGAAAAUAAAUUAAUACCUGAAAACAGGCAUUGGUAAAGAGUUCUGGCAUAAACAGGAUAACCUUCAUUCUUAAAUGAUGAUGAUUUAUAAUGA